AUGAAAGAUGAGACGCUUGGAAUUCCAAUUCAAGAAUUUGUUGGUUUGAGACCAAAGAUGUACUCCAUCCUAUACACCGAGAACAGUAAGCUUGUAGAGAAGAAGACAGCCAAAGGGAGUAAAGGGAUAGAGAAAUCGGUGACUAAGAAGAAGAUAAGACAUGAUAAUUAUAAAACCUGCUUAUUCGAUAAGAAGCAGACAAAAACCUCCAUGAAUAAGAUUCGCAGUUAUGGUCAUGAAAUCCACUCCAUUAAGUUAAAUAAGAUUGAUUUAAGUCCAUAUGAUGAUAAACGUUUCAUUUUAGAAGACGAUCACACAUUAGCUCAUAGGCAUUAUAAAAUUAGCAAAUAA
Paramuricea clavata is the source of this 351-nucleotide messenger RNA. The record is from the annotation of a GenBank genome assembly. NCBI's taxonomy places the organism in Eukaryota, Metazoa, Cnidaria, Anthozoa, Malacalcyonacea, Plexauridae.